AUGGACGGGCCCUACUGGGCCUACACCCACCGCAAGCCGCUGGGGGUUGUGGGUGCGAUAGUGCCCUUCAACUUCCCGCUGGCGAUGGCCGCCAUGAAGCUCGCGCCGGCGCUGGCCUGCGGCAACACACUGGUGGCGGAGCAGACGCCGCUGGCCUCCCUGCUGCUUGGCCAGCUCACACUGGAGGCGGGCCUGCCCCCCGGGGUUGUCAACAUCCUGUCGGGGCGCGGUAGAGUUGCAGGGGCGGCGCUGGCGGGCCACCCUGGAGUGGACAAGGUGGUAUUCACGGGCUCCACUGAGGUGGGGCGGCUGGUGGGUGCGACGGCUGGGCGGAACCUGAAGCCCUGCACCCUGGAGCUGGGCGGCAAGAGCCCCCUGAUCGUGGAGCCUGACGCUGACCUGGACCUGGCGGUUUCAACCGCCCAGGAUGCGAACUUCUUUCACCAGGGCCAGUGUUGCACUGCGGGCAGCUGGGUGUUUGUCCACGAGGCGGUGUACGAUGAGUUUGUUGCCAGGUCUGUGCACGCCGCCCAGCACAGGUCUGUCGGCAACCCCUUUGACGAGGCUGUGCAGCAGGGCCCGCAGGUAUCCAGGGCCCAGUUUGACAAGGUUUUGGGGUACAUCAAUACUGGCCAUAAGGAGGGUGCACACCUAGUUGCCGGAGGCAGCCGUAUCGGCAACAAGGGCUUCUUUGUGGAGCCGACGGUGUUCACGGGGGUGCGGGACGACAUGGCCAUAGCCAGGGACGAGAUCUUUGGCCCAGUGCAGUCCAUCAUGAGGUACAGAACACUGGAUGAGGUGAUCCGCCGUGCGAACGGCACCCAUUAUGGCCUGGCGGCCGGCAUUUUCAGCUCCAAUCUGAACACAGUCAACAAGCUGACACGGGCGCUGAGGGCGGGCAUGGUGUGGGUCAACUGCUACAGCGUUGGGGACAGUUCCAUCCCCAUCGGCGGCUACAAGGACAGCGGCAUGGGGCGUGAGAAGGGGGAGGACGCCCUGCAGCACUACACGCAGGUCAAGGCCGUGGUGCAGCCGCUGAGGGGCGCGGCUUGGACUGCGCCCUCCAAGAUCGACUACGAGUCCCUGGCCUUUGAGGCCCUCCAAGAUGUGCCCCGCAAGCUGCUUAUCGGCGGCAAAUGGACGGACGCCGCCGACCGCCGCUCCAUCGCCGUGUUCGAUCCCCGGACCGAGGCCCAUCUUAUACACGUGGCCGCGGCGGGCGAGGCGGACGUCGAUGCCGCAGUGGCGGCGGCCAGGCGUGCCUUUGAUGAGGGCCCCUGGCCCAGGAUGAGUGCCAAGGCGAGCGCUGGUGGGACGGAGCGGGGCCGCGUGCUGUACCGCCUUGCUGACCUCAUCGAGCAGCACGCCGAUGAGCUGGCAGCCCUAGAGACUCUGGACGUGGGCAUGCCCAUCACCUUUAGCCAGGGGCUGGAAGUGCCACAAACAGUUGACAUUUUCAGAUACUACGCCGGGUGGGCAGACAAGAUCCACGGCAAGACCAUCCCCGUGGACGGGCCCUAUUGGGCCUACACCCUCCGCGAGCCGCUCGGCGUCAUCGGCCAGAUCGUGCCCUGGAACUUCCCUCUGAUCAUGGCAGCGUGGAAGCUGGCCCCGGCCCUCGCCUGCGGCAACACCUGCGUUCUGAAGGUGGCGGAGCAGACGCCCCUGGUGUCCCUCCGGCUGGGCCAGCUGGCGCUGGAGGCGGGGCUGCCGCCUGGGGCUGUGAACAUCCUGCCCGGCAUUGGGGAGGUCGCGGGGGCCGCGCUCGUGCGCCACCCUGGCAUUGACAAGGUGGUGUUCACAGGCUCGACUGAGGUGGGCCGACUGGUUGCGGAGGCCGCUGGGCGAAACCUGAAGCCCUGCACCCUGGAGCUGGGCGGCAAGAGCCCCUUGAUCGUGGAGGCGGAUGCUGACCUGGGCCUGGCGGUUUCAACCGCCCAGGACGCCGUCUUCUUCCACCAGGGCCAGAUCUGCUGUGCGGGGAGCCGCGUGUUUGUCCACGAGGGGGUAUAUGAUGAGUUUGUGGCCAGGUCGGCGCAAGCUGCGCAGCACAGGCCUGUGGGCAACCCGUUUGAGGCCGAGGUGCUGCAGGGGCCGCAGGUUGACAGGGCCCAAUUUGACAAGGCAAUGCGCUACAUUGACCUUGGCCGCACUGAGGGCGCCCGCCUGGCCGCUGGCGGCCGCCGCGGCUUCUUUGUGGAGCCCACCGUGUUCACUGGGGUGCGGGAUGACAUGGCUAUUGCCAGGGAGGAGAUCUUUGGUCCCGUGCAAUCCAUCAUGAGCUACAAGAGCCUGGACGAGGUGAUCAGGCGUGCGAACGCAACGCCCUACGGCCUGGCUGCCGGCGUUUUCAGCUCCAACCUGGACACAGUCAACACCCUGGCACGAGCCCUCAAGGCCGGCACAGUGUGGGUCAACUGCUUCACUGUGAUGGACAGCGCAGUCCCAUUCGGCGGCUACAAGGACAGCGGCAUGGGGCGUGAGAAGGGGGAGGACGCCCUGCAGCACUACACGCAGGUCAAGGCCGUGGUGCAGCCGCUGAAGGGCGCGGCGUGGAUGUGA
Molecule: messenger RNA, 2562 nt
Organism: Monoraphidium neglectum
Lineage: Eukaryota; Viridiplantae; Chlorophyta; Chlorophyceae; Sphaeropleales; Selenastraceae
Product: aldehyde dehydrogenase (NAD+)
Exons: 29
Coding region: 1-2562 (853 amino acids)
Molecular function (GO): aldehyde dehydrogenase (NAD+) activity
Source: RefSeq, a predicted model, not a curated record